AUGUCCAAACCAGCUGUUGGCUUCGUCGGCCUGGGCGCCAUGGGCUUCGGCAUGGCGACCCACCUCGUGAAGCAGGGCUAUCCGGUGCAUGGUUUCGACGUCUUCCCCGCCUCGGUCGAUCGGUUCAAGGCGGCCGGUGGGAUCCCCGCGUUGUCGCUGCAGGAGUCGGCGAAGGAUAAGCCGCACUAUGUUUGUAUGGUUGCGUCGGCGCCGCAGGCGCAGACUGUUCUUUUUGGCGAGGGGGGUAUUGUUGAGGUCCUCCCCCAAAACGCAACCCUCCUCCUCUGCUCCACCGUCCCGGCCUCCUACGCGCAAUCUGUCGAGGCAGAGCUUCAAUCGCGCGGCCGCGGCGACAUCCACUUCAUCGAUGCCCCCGUAUCCGGCGGCGCGAAGCGUGCAGCCGACGGGACCCUGUCAAUUAUGGCGGGCGCCUCAGAGGCCGCGCUGGAGAGCGGCCGGUUCUUGCUGCAGGAGAUGUCUGACUCUGACAAGUUGUACCUGGUACCAGGCGGUAUUGGCGCCGGAAGCAAUAUGAAGAUGGUGCACCAGGUCCUCGCGGGUAUUCAUAUUCUCGGGGCUAGUGAGGCUCAGGGAUUUGCGGCACAGCUUGGGUUGGACGCUGUUAAGACGGCGGAGGCGAUUAAGGCUUCUGGCUCCCAUACUUGGAUGCAUGAUAAUCGAUUGCAGAGGAUGUUGGAGGAGGAUUGGCAUCCUGGUGCUAGUGCUUUGACUAUUAUUUUGAAGGAUGUGGGCAUUAUCACCACCUCUGCCCGCCAGAACCAGUUCCCCACCCCUCUCUGUUCAACCGCUGAGCAGGUCUACCUGUCUGCAUUGCUGCAAGGCUACGGACCCGUCGACGACUCCUCCAUGGUCCGCCAGUACUACAAGGAGGCCAUUACCUCUGUCUCUACCAAAUCUGCCGAAGAGACUGCCGAAGCCCAGCAGCUUGUCCUCGACGUGAUGGAGGUGACCAAUCUCGUUGCAGCAGCCGAGGCCAUUGGCUUCGCCCGGCACCUCAAGGUCGAUCUGAAGCAAUUCUUCACGCUGGUGAGCGAUGCUGCUGGCGCCAGUCGUCAGUUCAUGAGCAAGGGUCUGGAGAUGAUUGAGGGCAAUGUCGGGAAGAACUCCGAGACUAUCAACGAUGCAAUUGCUCGUCUGGAGAAGGCGGCGCAAAAGGCAAGAGAUCUCCACUGUCCGUUGCAUCUGGGUAAUGCGGCGAUGAAUGUUUUGUUCAUGGCUAAGCGGGCUGGUCUUGGUGAUGAGGGUAGUACUAGUGUGAUCAAGGCUUUUGGUAAUUAG
Messenger RNA from Penicillium argentinense, 1299 nucleotides. RefSeq lists its product as uncharacterized. NCBI's taxonomy places the organism in Eukaryota, Fungi, Ascomycota, Eurotiomycetes, Eurotiales, Aspergillaceae. The record is from RefSeq and is a predicted model, not a curated record. The transcript has 3 exons. Gene Ontology annotation, molecular function: NAD binding; oxidoreductase activity; NADP binding. The coding region runs from base 1 to 1299 and encodes 432 amino acids.